AAGAAAACAUUUUCCUUCCUACCAAACACACCCUACAUCUUUUUAGAUUGGCGCAAUCGGCACCUAAUUUUUUCUUAAAAGCACUUCUCAUUGUUGGUCAAACAAAGUAGAGACGGGAAUCGAGCCUAGGUACAACCGAUUUCUAUUGAAUUAGCCCCAAUUUCUAUAAUAAUGCGUGUCACAAUCGUUAAUGAGGAUCCUAUAAUCAUGGAUGACCAUGAUCAGAGCGAAGGUGAAAGGGCUCAUUCUCCUGUUAAGAGGCGCGGUUCAAGAAAAAGAGCUCGUCCAGAUCUCUAUGUUCCCACCCAUUCACACCCUUCUCCACGACCACACGGCCAAGGUUUACUAUGGGGCUGGGGUCGCCCUCAAAAACAACAUUCAGUUGAAAGUCCAGCCUCACAAUCUUUACGACGUGGCCUAGGUCGCCCUCCGAAACAGGGAUCAGAUGUUACAGAAGCUCCAGCAGUUUCACCACCUCCAGCAUCACCAUUGGGGUCGACCGGGGAUAGUCCAUUAGCUUCUUUGGCCACAAAUACUCCAGAGCCAGUUGCCUCAACUCCAUUGGGGUCGACCAGAGAUAGUUCAUUAGUUUCGGUGACUGCAAAUAAUCUAGAGGCAGCUGCCUCAACUCCAUUGGGGUCGAUUGGAGAUACUCCAUUAAUUUCGGCAACUGGGAAUACUCCAGAGGCUGUUGCCCCAACUUCACUGGGGUCAACCAGUGAUAGGCCUUUGGAAGUUCCCUCUGACGAAGAGGAAACAAAGUUAAAUGUAAAGUCGUCUAGAGUACUAAUGCAUCCCCCAAACGCAAAUUAUAGACCCCAGAUUCCAGAUGAAGAAUCGAAGAAAGUGAUUCUUGGAGUCGGGUCUUUAUUGGUGAAGAAGCUGCUUACUUCUGAGAACGAUGUUAGUUACAUGGUCCAUCAGGCCAAUGCUACCUUUAUUUGUUUAAAAGCGCUUGAUGUUGAUUAUGCCUCUUUUUACAGAGAAGUUACAGAAUACAUUUCUCAUCGCUGCAAUUUGCUCGACACACAGAGAGAAGAAACCAUGUUGUCUUUACCAGCAUUGCAGGAAAAUUAUGAAAAUGCUAAAAGUACUGCAAUUGAUGUUGAGGAGGAUUUUGGUCGUACUCAAGGAGAAUGGGAGAAGGCCAAGGAGAAAGAGGAAACUUUGAAGAGGCAAAUCGAGGAUCUGAAGCAAGAGCUAGCACAGAUCGAACAUAAAAAGGAGCGUCUGAAAGAAGCCCAUGAAGUUGCAAAAGCCAAGGAGCAAGAACUUGGCACCCAGUUGAAGGCAGCUCAAGCAACGCGAACAGAAAUUCAGCAGCGCAAAUAUGCAGCUCUCGUAGGGAUUGAAUCCACCACCCAAAACCUAAAGUCCACAUAUCAUGUUGAUUUUGAUUAGUUGGAUACUUGAUAACUCAUUAAGUGAGCUCCCUACAAGAUGAACUGAAAGUCCUCGUGACUACCUUGAACUGUUUUGGGAUUUCAUCUUUUCUAGCAGCAGACUGGUUGUUUUUCAUUGAGUUAUCAACAUGAAGUAGAUUCUCCUUAAAGUUUCUUGUCGUGCCUCCAGUCUUUUAGCAUGUACAAUCUUAACUUGCAGCAUCAGAUUGUUUUUUACUUCAGUUUCAUGUCAACUUUUAUUCUAGCAUGAGAAUAAAAUAUGGCUCUUUAAACGAAAGAUUAAGUACAGGAAUAGACUCCUGUAGUUUAUGGGGUGAAUUAGUAUUGGUUGCAGAAAGAUAAAGCUGUCUUGCAAUUCAUAUCUGUAAUAACCUCUGCUUAUUUAUAACUAAGAAACUACAAAAAUCCCAUUUAUUUAAGAAACAUGCAAUAAUGUUGUGGUUUGUGGCAGGGAUACCUCGAUUUUGUUAACAGGAAACAAAGUUUCCAAUUGUCCGAAGAAGACUCUUCUCGGCAUGGUGACUAAGUAGUUACAUUGGAUUAGGUUAAUAAUGUCUUCAAAAGGUGUGUGUGUCUCUGUUGUAAUUGUAUUAGACAUCGAAAAGAUAUGAGUUUCAGUUAUCGCUCUAGUGUGUAGGUAAGUGUGUUUUGUUCAACAUAUGUGGACUCUCUAUCUAGGCUUUGAAUCAAUUGUAACAUUAUAUUCAAAAGCAAGA
Molecule: messenger RNA, 2119 nt
Organism: Lycium ferocissimum
Lineage: Eukaryota; Viridiplantae; Streptophyta; Magnoliopsida; Solanales; Solanaceae
Exons: 3
Coding region: 172-1401 (409 amino acids)
Source: RefSeq, a predicted model, not a curated record